AUGUAUCAUCAGAUAAUGAUUGAUCCUAGAGACCAACAGGCCCAACGCUUCUUGUGGAGAUCCGAUCCUGAAAAAUUACCAGAAAUAUAUGUUAUGAAUGUAGCAACAUUUGGCGCCACUUGUUCGCCAGCAGCAGCACAAUUUGUCAAGAAUAAAAAUGCGAAGGAAUUUGAAAGAAGUUAUCCAAGGGCAGUAGAAGGCAUUGUACAAAGACACUACGUUGACGACUACGUCGACAGUUUUGAGACACUCGAAGAGGCCUCCGCAGUGUCUUCACAAGUUCGAAUGAUCCACGCAGCUGGCGGUUUCAACAUUAGAGGUUGGCGAUCGAACUACAAAGAGGUGCUAGAAAGCCUAGGCGAAAAUGCCGCACAACAUCCUAAAACUUUGGAUCUAGAAUCCCGAAAUUAUGAACGUGUACUAUGCAUGCACUGGUUGCCCGAAGAAGACCUUUUGGCGUAUUCUACUUCACUCCCCCUAGAACUCCGUGAUGUUAUAACAAAAGAUGACCACCCAACGAAACGCCAAGUUUUACGUUGCUUGAUGAGUUUUUUUGAUCCCCUUGGUAUUUUAGCCGCAUUUGUUCUUCACGGGAAGGUUCUACUUCAGGAUAUCUGGCGCGCAGGUACUGAGUGGGACGAGCAAAUAAACAAGAAUGCCUUUGAGAAAUGGUUGCGGUGGACGGAACAAUUCGAACAUAUAUCUAGACUUAGAAUUCCCCGCUGUUACUUCGAUGGGGUAAAUAAUAGUCGCUACAAACAAACGGAGCUGCACAUAUUUGUUGACGCCAGCGAGGAAGCGUACGCUGCUGUCGGUUACUUCCGCAUCCCCAGCAACUCAGGAGGUUUCGAAUGCAGCCUAGUGGCAGCAAAAACAAAGGUUGCGCCGCUGAAACAUUGGUCUAUUCCACGUCUGGAACUUCAGGCCGCCGUCUUAGGGACACGCUUAAAGAAGUGUAUCACGGAAGGACAUGCAAUAUCUGCCCAACGGGUUGUAUUUUGGUCCGAUUCUAGCACGGUGCUAGCAUGGAUUCGAUCCGAUCAUCGCCGAUUCACCCAGUUCGUUGCAUGUCGUGUAGGAGAAAUAUUAUCGACAACAAACAUUUCAGAAUGGCGCUGGGUUCCGUCCAAGUUUAACGUUGCCGACUGCGCUACCAAAUGGGGGCAAGGACCUCCAGUAUGUUCAUCUGAUAGUUGGUUUAGAGGGCCAGCAUUCCUAUGGGAAUCAGAACAAACUUGGCCCCAACCGAAGGCCGUGAAGACAACGACAGAAGAAUUAAGAGUUUCCUGUGUACAUUCUGGAACGAUUGUAUCAGUAGAACCGUUAGUUGAGUUUACCAAAUUUUCUAAGUGGGAGCGCUUAGUACGAACGAUGGCGUAUAUAUAUCGGUGGCAGAACCUUGCCAUGAAGGGUAAUGUAAGCGGUUUUCUUAAACAAGAUGAGUUGUUAGCCGGUGAAAGAGCUGUAUUUCGCCUUUACCAGUUGCAAGCCUUCUCGGAUGAAAUUAACGUUCUUAAACGGAAUCAAAUACUUUCGAAAGAACAACGAGUUCCUUUAGCUAAAACCAGCGUAAUUUUCAAGCUCAGCCCUUACUUGGACGAAAACGACGUGCUGCGAUUUGAUAGUAGAGUAGGAGCAGCGAAGAAUGUGGCAUCUAAUUUAAAAUUUCCGGUAAUCUUACCAAGAAAUCAUUACGUGACCGAGCUCAUCGUAAAUUAUUAUCAUCGCAAGUACCUUCACUGUAACUCAGAGACCGUAGUCAACGAAUUGCGACAAUAUUUCUACAUAUCACAGCUUCGACCCGUCGUUAAAGGAAUUACCCGUAAGUGUCAAUAUUGCAAGGUGUAUCGAUCAGAGCCUCAAAUACCUCGAAUGGUUCCGCUACCUGAAGCAAGACUGGCUUCCUAUACUCGCCCUUUCAGCUACGUGGGUUUGGAUCUGUUUGGCCCCUUGUUCGUCAAAAUUGGGAGGAGUUCGGUGAAAAGAUGGGUGGCCCUUUUCACCUGCAUGACGAUACGGGCCGUACAUGUUGAGAUCGUCCACACUCUAAGUACUCAAUCAUGUAUAAUGAGUAUUCGUAGGUUCAUCGGCAGACGCGGAGCUCCAAUAGAAAUCCAUUCGGACAAUGGCACUAACUUUAGAGGAGCUUACAACAUUCUUCAGAAACAAAUGCAGCGGUUUAUUUAG
Molecule: messenger RNA, 2187 nt
Organism: Uranotaenia lowii
Lineage: Eukaryota; Metazoa; Arthropoda; Insecta; Diptera; Culicidae
Exons: 1
Coding region: 1-2187 (728 amino acids)
Biological process (GO): DNA integration
Molecular function (GO): nucleic acid binding
Source: RefSeq, a predicted model, not a curated record